AUGACUAUGAAAUCGAUGAAGUACUCCGAUUGUGAUACAAUUAUGGAUGGCUAUAAUCCAGUGCCGCCUCCAUUGCCGCGACGUGUGCCGCCAGUGCGUAAUAUCUAUGCCGAGCCCUUUGCACACGAGCCGAACCAUUCCAGCAGAUUGGGCGGCCACCCACAACAGAUGCCACAAAGUAUGUCAACUGGCAGCAACACAAUCGGCCAUGGUGGCAUCGAUCGCGGCGGCGUCGGCAUGCCAAUGGGCGCUGGUACCAUGCCCGGCGGUGUGGGCGUUGGCGGCCAAGUGGGCGGGCCGCAAGUGUCUGUCGGUCCGCCGGGCAGCGGAGUUGCCGGUCCGCAUUGCCAGAUAAGCGGCUCACAGCCAUUGGUUAUGCCUGGAUUCCCGUUGCGUAAUUCGCACUCAGCGCAUGCACCACAUUAUUCGCCAUAUUCACCAUCCAGGUUUCACAUAGAUAAACGCUGUCAACACCGAUGUUCCUGGAAAUGCUUGAGCAUCGCCUUAAUAUUCAUAUCCGUCGUCCUAACCGCCAUGUUGGCAUACUUUGCAGCAGUCAGUUCGAUGAAACCGAACAUGGACAGCUCCAAUUGCAUCCUAGUCCAAGACGUCAAGUCGCAGCCGCACGAUCUGCGCGGCGGCGCAGGCAAAAGCGGCGACAACAAGGCGCAACCGGGUGGCGCCACAGCCUAUCCCACUGAGGAAUCGAUACAGACCAGCACCUCCGAUCAUGGCAGCAAUGGCGGCACUGGUGGCUCCGGCACGGCAGCCGGCGCCACGGGCAUACAGCAACAACUUCUUCUGCAGCAGCAGCAGCCACACGCCAUCAACCAACCACUGACGCCGCUGGACGCGACCAACACUCAGUUACAGGAUCAACUUACCUAUGGCGGUGCAGCCGGCGGGCUAGGCCAGCAGCAGCAUAAUCUAUUGCUCCAGCAAACGGGCCAUCAUCAUCCGGUGCUGCAGCAGCAGCAGGGCGUCGGUCUGAGCGGUGGCCAAUGGCCGCAGGUGGUUGAGCUGAAGGACUUCAAUGAGCUGUACCAUGCCAAUAUACCGGCCUAUCAAUUCUGGACACUCGAGUUUCGCAACAAGCAUCCGGCCUUCAUUCGCUUCAACUUCACCCUGCCCUGGGGCGCCCACUUUGCCGUCUACUCGCGCCGCAAUGUGGCGCCCUCGGUGACGCAGCACGACUUUGUGGAGUUCAUAAAGGGCGGACGACUCGAUAGCCAUUUGCGACAUCGCCGCAGUGCCGGUAACUCGACCCAUGCUAACAAGGAUCUAGGCCUGAUUGAUGAGGAUCUGGAUCAGGCCGAGGAGGAAAUGGAAGCCAGCAGCGAGGAGCAAUCGCCAGCCGGCCUGGACUCUAUGGAAUACUUUGACCUGGAGACGCCCGCGGACAAUGUUAAGCAACAAAUGCCACAUGCCACCACAGCCAGCCUGUCGCAUACUCUGCACAAGCGCUCCGCUGCGGAUGGUGGUGCUGGUGGUUUGCCGGCCCUCGACAUGGAUGCAAUGACCGUGAAUGUUUCGCUUUUGCAAUAUCUGGACACUGGCUUGUGGUUCAUAUCCGUUUACAAUGAUGAGCUGGUCGCCCACUCCGUUUCCCUGCUCGCCGAGGAGGCCGAGGGCGUUAGCACCACCUGUCCCAAUGAUUGUUCGGGGCGUGGUAGCUGCUAUCUGGGCAAAUGCGACUGCAUUGAUGGCUAUCAAGGCGUUGACUGUUCCAAAAGCGUUUGUCCGGUGCUCUGCUCGGCGCAUGGCCACUACGGCGGCGGCGUCUGCCACUGCGAGGACGGCUGGAAGGGUGCGGAGUGCGACAUACCGGUUGGCGAGUGCGAGGUGCCAAAUUGCUCCAGCCACGGCCGCUGCAUCGAGGGCGAGUGCCACUGCGAGCGCGGCUGGAAGGGACCCUAUUGCGAUCAACAUGAUUGCCUUGAUCCAUUGUGCUCCGGCCAUGGCACCUGCGUGGCCGGGCAAUGCUAUUGCAAGGCCGGCUGGCAGGGCGAGGAUUGCGGCACCAUUGAUCAGCAGGUGUACCAGUGCCUGCCCGGCUGCUCCGAGCAUGGCACCUACGACUUGGAAACGGGACAAUGCGUCUGCGAGCGCCACUGGACGGGACCAGAUUGUUCGCAAGCCGUCUGCAGCUUGGACUGUGGCCGUAAUGGGGUCUGCGAGUCGGGAAAAUGCCGUUGUAAUACCGGCUGGACGGGCAAUCUGUGCGAUCAGCUGCCCUGCGAUGCCCGCUGCUCGGAGCAUGGACAGUGCAAGAAUGGCACCUGCGUUUGCUCCCAGGGCUGGAAUGGAAGGCACUGCACGCUGCCUGGUUGCGAGAACGGCUGCUCACGUCACGGUCAGUGCACUCUGGAGAAUGGCGAAUAUCGCUGCGAUUGUAUUGAAGGCUGGGCUGGCAGCGACUGUUCCAUAGCUUUGGAAAUGAACUGCAAGGACAACAUUGACAACGAUGGCGAUGGCAUGACGGACUGUUCAGAUAGCGAGUGCUGCUCGCAUCCAGCCUGCUCCGAGCACAUCAUGUGCCUCUCGUCCAACGAUCCGGUUGAGGUGCUGCUCCGCAAGCAGCCGCCCUCGGUGACGGCCUCGUUCUAUCAGCGGGUGAAGUUCCUCAUCGAAGAGAACUCAGUACAGUCGUAUGCGCAUAUGGAUGAGUAUAGCGAGAAUCUCUUCUGGAGCUCGUUCACACCUUGUCGCGUUUCGGUUAUGCGCGGCCAGGUCAUAACGCCCCAGGGACUUGGCAUUGUUGGCAUACGCGUUUCGGUGGAUCGUGACUCACGCUUUGGCUUCACCCUGACACGACAGGGCGGCUGGUUCGAUGUGCUGGUUAAUGGCGGCGGUGCCGUCACCUUGCAAUUCCAACGCUCACCCUUCCGCCCACUCACCCGCACCGUCUUCGUGCCCUGGAAUCGUAUUGUAGUCCUGCCUCCGGUGCAGAUGCAGCUGAGCGACGAUGACGAGACCACCAGUCGCAAUAUCAAGGUGGCUCCUUUGAAUCCAGCGCUGACAUUCCUCAACUCCAUACACUAUCACACGGCGGACGAAGCGAACGAUGCGAGCAAAGUUUGCAUGGAUCACGAUCACGAGAAGUUGAAGCCGCAGCUGAUAAGCACCUGGAUGCCAAAUGGUGUCGGCGCCAUGCCCGGCAAGCGCGUCAUCUUUGCCGAGACUCAGAUCGUGCAGGAAUCCAUUCAAAUACCUGGCUCGGAUCUGCACCUUACCUACCAGUCCUCGCAGGCUUCCGGCUAUUUGAGCAUUGUGCGCAUGCGCUUAACCUCGGAGGCAAUACCCAAGACCCUAACCCAUGUGCAUGUGGGCGUGGAGAUCGAGGGCGCACUCCAUGUGAAGACGUACGAGGCCGAUCCGAAUCUGAUACACACGUUCGCCUGGAACAAGCGCAACGUCUACAGGCAGAAGGUCUACGGGGUGACCAUCGCUCGCAUCUCCGUGGGCUACCAACACAGCACGUGCCAGACUCCCGUUUGGAUAACACAGACGGCCAAGCUGCAGGGCUACGAUGUGGACAUCUCCGAUAUUGGGGGCUGGGGUCUGGACAUACAUCACCAUUACAACUUCCAUGAGGGCAUCCUCCAGAAGGGCGAUGGCUCCACGCUGCACAUGAAGGAAUACCCACGGACCGUCAAGGUCGUCAUGGGCACAGGUCUACAGCGUCCGCUCAAUUGUCCGGACUAUUGCAAUGGCGUUGCCAAGGAUGCCAAACUGUUGACACCCAUCGCACUGGCCACGGGACCCGAUGGCAGCCUCUAUGUGGGCGACUUUAAUCUGGUGCGCCGCAUCACGCCCGACGGCAAGGUCUUCACCAUACUCCAGCUGAGCGCAACGCAGGUCUCGUAUCAAUACUAUCUGGCCGUUUCGCCGGCUGAUGGGCAUUUGUAUAUCUCGGAUCCGGAACGGCAUCAGAUACUGCGCCUGCUGCGCCUUGAGAAAGUCAAGGAUCCCAGCAUCAAUAGUGAACCCGUCGUGGGCAGCGGUCAGCGUUGCAUACCCGGAGACGAGGGCAAUUGCGGAGAUGGCGGCCCGGCGCUGCAGGCGCGUCUCUCCCAUCCCAAGGGCUUGGCCAUUGCCGCCGAUCGCACCAUGUACAUUGCCGAUGGCACCAAUAUACGCGCUGUGGACCCGAAGGGCGUCAUUCAUACGCUUAUUGGCCAUCAUGGUCAUCACAAUCACUGGAGUCCGGCACCGUGCUCGGGCACGCUGAUGGCCAACCAGGCGCAGCUGCAGUGGCCAACGGGUCUGGCGUUGAGUCCACUCGACGGCUCGCUUCACUUCAUCGACGACCGUCUCGUGCUCCGGCUCACCUCCGAUAUGAAGAUACGCGUCGUGGCUGGCACCCCGCUGCACUGCAGCAACAAUGGUCAGGAUAGUCGCGUCAACAAGACAGCCACGGACAAUGUGCUGGGCACAGUGCUGGCCAUGGCCUUCUCACCCUUCGGCGAUCUCUACAUAGCGGACAGCGAUUCAAGGCGCAUCAAUUCCAUACGCGUCGUAGAUACCGCCGGCAACAUGCGUUACUUUGCUGGCAAACAGGAGGGCACGGGCACGCAGACCUGCGACUGUGCAAUUGGAAACGGCAGCAAUGGCUCUGCGGCCACCGGACUGGGCGUGGCCAAUGGAGGCGCCUACUCAACGACCGUGAAUCCGACACGCAAUAAUGGCGGCACCACGCCAACGACACCAGCUGGCGGAAACGGAAAUAAUGGCAGCUCUGCUGCUGGCAACGGCGGCAGCGGCGCUGGCGUUCUCAACAGCAGCGGCGUCUGCGUCUGCCCCGGCGGCGGCAUCUCGGGCAGCAACUCGGGCACACUUGCCGGCAUUGUGGCCGGCGGCAGCCUAAUGUCCACCGGACCCACCACAACCACAACUGUGCUGCUAGGCGCCAAGACAACAGCUGGCGGCGCCGGCUCCAAUCUGGGCUCAGGUGCCACCCUCAACGACGACGGCACCCUGAGCAAUGCCGAGACUCUGCUCUCCUCAAACGCUCGCUUCCAGGCCAUCUCGGCUAUAGCGGUUGCCCAGGACGGCGUCAUCAAUGUGGCUGAUCAAGGUUCACUGCACGUGCUUGCUUUGGAGCAUUAUCUGCCAUCGCAUGAUGAGAAUGGCGAGUUCCAUAUACCAUUCCCGCCCUCGAGCGAGAUUUAUGUAUUCAAUCGGUAUGGACAGCAUGUGGCCACCAAGGAUCUGACAUCAGGCAAGACGCGCUACAGUUUCCUCUACUCGAAAAACACGAGCUUCGGCCGUCUCUCGACCGUGACGGAUGCGUCGGGCAACAAGAUACAGUUCCUGCGCGAUUAUAGCAAUGUGGUUAGCUCUAUCGAGAAUACGCAGGAUCACAAAUCGGAGAUACAGAUCAACGGCAUUGGCAUCAUGACCAAGCUGAGCGAGAAGGGUCGCCAGGAGAUAGAGCUGGACUACGACAGCAAUACGGGCCUGUUGAACUCACGAUCGUCGGGCGGCGAGACGUACAUCUAUCAAUACGAUGAAUUCGGACGUGUCACGGGCAUGAUACUACCCAGUGGCGAGAUUGUACGCAUAACCUCACAGCUGGCGGAUAACAAGGGACUCACCAUUUACGUGCACGCCUCCGUCGAAUCGUUGUUCUCCAGGGAACGCAUUGCCGGCGCCGGCUCUGGCGAUGGCAAUGCCAACGAGCUGCUGGUGCUGGGCGGCGUUCGAUCCACCUUCUUGAAACGCGGCCGCGCCCAUGCUGAUGCUGAGCUAAAGGCCAACAACACGCUGGUCAUACAUGGCGCCAAUGGUGUUGUGGUGGAGGCCUCGGCUGUGGCCAGGCAUCCAUUGCUAGAGGCUGCUCUGCCCGUGGAGGCGGAGAUGCUGGCCAUGUGGUCGCACCAGAGCGUUACCAUGGGCGACGGGCUCACCAAUUCGAUGUACUCUGUCUACAAUCUGGUUGGAGAUGUGCGUAACCCACAGCAAACGCUAAAUCGCGAGAUUUGGGUGAAUCAGUCGCGUGUAAUUGGUGUCGAGUUUGAUCAGUUCACCAAUCGCGAGACCUUCUACGACGCCCAACGCACUCCCAUACUGAUCGUGGCCUACGAUCAGUCCGGCCUGCCCAAAUCCUACUAUCCGACCAAUGGCUAUCCGGUGAACAUUACCUACGAUCGGUUCAAUCGCGUUGAGGGCUGGGCCUGGGGUCCAGCGGAGCUCAAGUAUAGCUACGAUCGGCACGGCUUGCUCUCGGAGAUCACUUCACAGCAGGAUGGCAUCAUUAGCUUUGUCUACAAUGACUGGAACCUCGUCUCCGAGAUCGGCCUGGCUAGCCAGCGCAAGUUUGUGCUGCAGUACGAUGACGCCGGUGGCCUGCGGCACGUGGUGCUACCCUCGGGCACCCGGCACAGCUUCAGCAUGCAGACCUCCAUUGGCUUCAUUCGCUGCACCUACACUCCGCCGGGCAGCACUCGCGCCUAUUUGCAGCACUACAGCCAUGCGGGCGCCCUGCUCCAGACCAUAUUGCCGGGUGAUGGCGCCAGGAUUGUCUAUCGCUACAAUGCGGCCGGCCAGUUGACGGAGGUGGUCCACGGCGAUGGACGCAGCGAGUUCCAGUAUAACGAUGCCACCGGCAUGCCCAGCACAGUGUCCCACGCGGAGCGCGAGCUGGAAUAUCGCUGGGACUUCGAGUAUGCCGCCGGCUUGCUCACCGAAGAGCGCAUCGACUAUGUGGCCAAGACGGGCCUAAGCAAUGCCAAGUUCAGCUACGAGUAUGACAGUCAGCUGCGCGUGGUGGCGCUGCAGGGACGCAUUGGUGGCCAGAGCCUGCCCAGCCAGGCGUAUGCCUACGACAAGCGCACCGGCCAGCCCAGCCUGAUUGGACAGUUCAAGUUUACUCGUCCGGCUCUGAAUCAGACCCAGUUGCACGAUGGCACCGCCGGCUUCACGCGCACCGUCGACGGCCGCUUCCAGACGCAGCGCAUGGCCCUGGCCAUACAUCGUCUGGAGGUGUUCCGCAUGGAGUUCUCGUACGGUGUACACGGACGCAUCUCCCAGACCCGCACCUAUACCCGCAACAUGGCCGUUAACAGCUAUACGAACGUGAAGAACUAUACGUGGGACUGCGAUGGGCAGCUGGUGGGCGUGGAGGCGCAGGAGCCGUGGGGCUUUCGCUACGACGACAAUGGUAAUCUGCUGUCUCUCACAUAUCGCGGCAAUACCAUACCCAUGGAAUACAAUGCCCAGGAUCGGAUUGUCAAGUUCGGCGAGGGCCAGUACAAGUACGAUGCCAGGGGCCUGGUUGCCCAGAAUGCGCGAGAGGAGCGCUUCCAUUAUAAUACACAGGGCUUGCUGGUGCGCGCUUCGAAGCGUGGACGCUUCGAUGUCAGAUACUAUUACGAUCAUCUAAAGCGUUUGACCACGCGCAAGGAUAACUUUGGCAAUGUCACCCAGUUCUUCUAUACGAAUCAGCAGCGACCCUUCGAGGUCUCCCAGAUCUAUUCACCGCGCGACGGCAAGCUGAUGUCCUUGACUUACGACGAUGUCGGGCAUCUGAUCUAUGCACAGGUCUACAGGCACAAGUACUAUGUGGCCACCGAUCAAAGCGGCACGCCCCUGAUGCUCUUCAAUCAGUAUGGCGAGGGGAUAAGGGAGAUAAUGCGUUCACCCUUUGGUCAUAUUGUCUACGAUUCGAAUCCGUACUUGUAUCUGCCCAUUGAUUUCUGUGGCGGCAUCUUGGAUCAGGUCACCACGCUGGUCCACAUGGGCGAUGGGCGUGUCUAUGAUCCAUUGAUUGGCCAAUGGAUGUCGCCCGAUUGGCAGCGUGUCGCCGAGCGCAUCAUCACGCCCACCCGCCUACAUUUGUAUCGGUUUAAUGGAAACGAUCCUAUCAACGUGGGCCAGGAGCGACACUACCCCGCCGAUUUUGCCAGCUGGCUGCGCACCCUCGGCUACAAUGUGGCCAAUCUAAUGCCGCAAUUGGCCAAGGAAUUGUGGCAGCCGCCGGCGCUCUGGGGCCGCCCGCCGUCCAAUCCAAUUGCGCUGAACAUGCGCCGUCCCUUCGAUAAUAUACCCACCAUGGCCGUUGAGAGCGGCUUCCUGGCGCAUCUCAAUGUGCGCCGCAUGUCCGACUUUGAGCAGCUGUCGGCCCCACCGCGCUCGGCUCUCAAAUGCGAUGUGAUGGAUCCGUCGCCGCGAAUCAUUGGCUCCGAUACCGAACCGCCGUUUGGCAAGGGCAUUGUGGUCUCCAGGACAGCCGACGGGCAGGCAAUUGUGUCCAGUGUGCCGGCCGCGAAUGCCAUCUAUCGGGAUGUCUAUACGAGCGUCUUCAAUCGGUCCAAGCUGUUGCCGUUUACCUUUGUGGUGCACAAUGCACAGCAGGAUUCGUUCUUCUUUGUCAAGGAGGAUGCGUGGCGUGCCAGCGAGGAUCGACAGCAGCUAAAGCGUCUGCAGGGCCAGGUCAAUACCACCUUCCAUGAGAUCACGCGCGAGUCCACGCCCGGCGGUGCAGCUGGCGGCUCAAGCGGCACCGGCAGCGGUGCAGCCGCAGCUGCUGGCACCGCCUCCGGUGGCAAUUAUUUGGAUGUAAAGAUCCAUGGCGCCCAUGCGAUCAUCAAUUUGCGCUACGGCACCACCGUCGCCAAGGAGCAGCAACGUCUUAUGCACCACGCCAAGCUAACGGCCGUCCGCAAGGCCUGGCAUCGCGAAAAGGAGGUGCUGCGCAGUGGUUUGACCACGGCCCUAGAGUGGACACAGCAGGAGAGCGACGAGAUACUCAAGCAAAGCUAUGCCAACAACUAUGAGGGUGAGUACAUACACGAUGUCGCCCUCUAUCCGGAACUGGCCGAGGAUCCCUACAACAUCAAGUUCGUGAAGAAGAAGGGCGCCACUGGCGGCGCGGCGGGCGUCUCCAAUGCGCAGCGCCGGCGCCGCAGCCUCAGCUGGUCCACCGACGAGCACGAUGCGACGGCGGAGGCGGAGGCGGAACCGGUCGCCUGUUAGCUCCUAGAAACCCCAAAAACAACAAAACAAUACGAAACAAAACAAAAGCCCACUAAAUAUAAUUAAAUAUUUAUAAUUAUCAUAAUUACGAGUAUUAUAGCCA
Molecule: messenger RNA, 9079 nt
Organism: Drosophila novamexicana
Lineage: Eukaryota; Metazoa; Arthropoda; Insecta; Diptera; Drosophilidae
Gene: Ten-a
Product: teneurin-a
Exons: 17
Coding region: 1-8976 (2991 amino acids)
Biological process (GO): motor neuron axon guidance
Source: RefSeq, a predicted model, not a curated record